Clonostachys rhizophaga is the source of this 885-nucleotide messenger RNA. Lineage: Eukaryota; Fungi; Ascomycota; Sordariomycetes; Hypocreales; Bionectriaceae. The record is from the annotation of a GenBank genome assembly.
AUGUCUAGAUCAGGGUAUGACGCGGUAGUCGAUAUCGACGAUGAGGGCGACCUUGGACACACCGAUCUUCAAGAGGAUCUCGAAUUCCAUACCUCAAACUUCGACGACUCAGCUCAUGGCUCCCGCAAACCCCCUUCCGCCGGCUUGCCCCCUCCAGCCACGGCCUCCUCUUCUGGUUCUUCGAAGCGCUUCUUGUGGUCAAUUUCCUUCUACGCACAAUUUUUCGAUGUCGAUACUUCUGCCGUGCUGUCCCGCUGCUGGGCUGCGCUCUGGCCCCGCGCCAACUUCCUAGAUGUGCUUGAAGGCAACCCCGACCUCUACGGACCAGUCUGGAUUGCCACCACAGUGGUUCUGAUUCUCUUCCUCGGAGGCACUGUAAGCCAGUACCUCUCUGAAACAGAUAAGGCCAAGUUCGCAUACGACUUUAGGCUUCUCAGUGGUGCCGCGGGUCUCAUCUACGGCUACACUUUGUUCAUCCCAAUUGGCCUCUUCCUCGCCCUGCGAUACUUCGGCAGCGAGCUUGCCAACCUCCUCGAGUGCUGGGCCCUAUACGGCUAUGCCAACUUGAUCUGGAUCCCCGUCGCCAUCAUCAGCUGGUCUCCUAUUAGCAUUCUGAACUGGGUGUUUGUCGGCGUCGGCUUUGCCGUAUCUGUCGCCUUCCUCCUCCGAAACCUGUAUCCCGUUCUAAGCGCCACGGACCACCAAGUCAGCAAGGUCCUUCUCGUCGUCGUGAUUGUGCUCCACGCCGGUCUUACCCUCGCCAUCAAGAUCCUGUUCUUCGCACACGACAGCCCCGUGGCACAGACCCCGUCGACCCCUGGAGGCGGAGACACGACCACCCCCGACCAGGCCGCUGAUAACUCCACCGCCGCUAUGUUCUUCUAA